UCCUCUUGUGACUUCUUACAUUUCUUUCGGGGUUGUUCGCGCGUGGCUGAUCGCUUCCCAAAAGGUGCUGCGGCAUCGCCUAAGGCGGACGCGGCUCCCGUGGGAUGACUUUGUGGAGCCUUUUCCGUUCCAAGGACUCCAAGGAGAGCUUCAACAGCUUGAAACCUCCAAGUCCUGUGCAAGUGGCACAGUUAGCGAAGCCUUUGAGCCUUGCAGGCAAACCCCUCCAGGCGCCGGAGUUCGUGGAGACAGGAUGGCGGCCGGGGCAGACCUUCACCGCGGACCAGGACCCUGACCGAAUUCGGCUGCUUUGGGAAGCGCCUAGCUUCGUGCAGAAGGAUCCAGUGCAGCAGCGGCAGAAGACCCGGGUGGAGGACCUCAUCUCGGACACUCCCGAGACCUUUGCCCGGGUGGUUCACGGCGUGGUCGACGAGGAGGACUGCGCGGAACUCAUUCGGUGCAUCAACGUGAAAGGCUUCACGCCGGCCCUGCUGAACAUCGGUAGAGGUCGACAGCGCUUGGAGAUGGGCGUGCGCAAUGGUCACCGGUGCAUCGUCGACAGCCAGGAGUUGAGCUCGUGGCUGUUGGAAGUGCUACGGCCCUAUCUUCCCGAGACAUUACAAGGUGGCCCGCUCGUGGACUUCAACGAGCGAUGUCGAGUGCUUUGUUACACUCCUGGGCAGGAGUUCUCGGCGCAUUAUGAUGCAUGCUUCGAACGGAAGAGAGGUGAAGGCCGUGUCAAGGGCGUUGACUGCUCCUUAGUCACGGCUCAGCUCUAUCUUCACGAUGUACCUGCCGCGAAUGGUGGCGGGACGGCCUUUCUCACAGAAGAUGGGAAGAAGGUGACCUCCUGUCAGCCGGGGGCUGGAUCAGUGUUGCUCUUCACUCAGAACCUUCUGCAUGAAGGAUCGCUGGUGACCGCAGGCAUCAAGUACACCUUACGAACUGAAGCCAUGUACAGGUUGAGCUGGUUCAAUUAGGUGCGAGAGUUUUCAGGUGCCAGAGCCAGCUCGGGCUGGCCAAUUCCCAUUUCCUGGCACGAUCCACCCAUCGCCCUCAAGGAUGUUCUGGCUGACUGGUGACUGGUGGUCGGUUUGUGUGCCGCAUCAAGUCCCAGAGAAAGAGACUCAGAUGUGGUGGAACUCGC
Durusdinium trenchii is the source of this 1147-nucleotide messenger RNA. Lineage: Eukaryota; Dinophyceae; Suessiales; Symbiodiniaceae. The record is from the annotation of a GenBank genome assembly.